Molecule: messenger RNA, 1320 nt
Organism: Mya arenaria
Lineage: Eukaryota; Metazoa; Mollusca; Bivalvia; Myida; Myidae
Exons: 7
Coding region: 37-1230 (397 amino acids)
Source: RefSeq, a predicted model, not a curated record
GUUGUGUGGGUCUCGUUAAUCGUAACCGGAAGUUCCAUGGCUGAGGAAUAUUUGAGCUGCAGUGUUGGCCCACGGAUUUACACGGGGAAGUUCAAUUCCACGUUCAGCAUUGUCGAAGACAAAUUUUGCGUCAAAGCGCGUAAAGAGGAGGAGGCAGAAAGCGUCCGAUGGCCGGGUCGUCCUGAAAGACUGCAGUACCACAUGAUGGACGGACGUCACUUCCGGCUUACAUGGGGACCGCCAGCAGACGCUUCCGUCGAGUACCUGCAUGGGUUCGUGUUGGAGAUGUAUGUGGACGCAGACGACAAUGUAUUGUUUCCGGACCCUGUCUGUUACAUCAUAAACUGGACGGGGAACCAGACGACACUUGAUCAACACGGUCCUCUUCCUCAGAACGCUCGGUUCUCUAUUGACUGUCAUGUGAUCCAGUCACGUGUUCUCGCUGUCUCCGUGAUUCUCAUCACACUUCCGGUACCGAGGUCACCUGAUCAUACAGCGUUAACUAGUCUUGACAUAACGUUACCGGAAGCUGACGUUGAACUCUCAACACACCAGACACGAACACCUGCCUUACCCGAGUUAUCAGAACAAACAGCGGCCGGAAAUAUUGAGACGGAGGGCGACCGGAAGUUGGCGGUCUUUCUUCUGGCUGCCGGACUCCCCGGAGCCGUGCUUGUGGUCGCCAUUAUUCUGCUGGUUGCUGUGAUUCGACGGCGGCGGCAACGGUGGCGUGGAUAUGGUUCUACGUACAAGGCUGCUGGCGGACAGACGGAAUCACCGGUGACGUUGGCAUUCUCAGGCCGAGGUAGGGGUUACGGCCACCCCAAUACAGUUCCCGAAUCUCAAGCAAGUCCACCAGCAGCUGAUAAACGCCUGCCAUUGGAUGAUACCAUGCUACGUACAAACUUGGAACAGCACCAAGAAGUGCGCACAGAGGGCGUCAGCGAGCCGCCAUUCCGGCGGACGAACAGUGACAUAACUUACUCAAUUGAUAAAACGUUAUCUGACAGACGGAGCGGCAGGGAUAAUCGUGGCGACUCCGGUCAAACGGAACUACCAGAAAAUACAAUUCCAGGAAAUGACGAGCGUCAUUUAUCUUCAAAUUUAUUAACAAGUAAACAAUUAAAUAACAAAUUUAGUGACACAUAUGGCAAACAAAUUGACGUCAACGUAAACACUGGAUUACCGCCGCACAUUAGACACAUAUUCGACCAUUACAACAACUCAUGACAAAACAAUUCUUACGUCAUUGUAAUUGUUACGUCCGUAAUGGUUUUGUCAUCGUUAUUGUUUCGUCAUCAUAAAUGUUUCGAUAUCUUA